AUGGCCCACUACCACUCCCCCCAACUCACCCGCCCUCAAUCCUUCAACUUCGCCACCGACGUCGUCGACUACUGGGCCGCCCACCCCCCUCCCGGCAACAUCGCCAUGCACUGGAUUUCCCAAGACCGCCUAUCCGAACGAAAACUCUCCUUCUCGCACUUCUCCCGGCAAUCGCAUCGCCUCGCCAUCCUAUUCCGAGAGAAAUUGGGUGUGCAAAAGGGGGAGAAGAUGUUGGUUAUUAUGCCGAGGGUGGCGGAGUGGUGGGAAAUCGCCACCGCCUGCAUCCGGUCCGGAAUCGUCCUCUGUCCCGCCACGACGCUGCUCGUCGCCUCCGACAUCCAAUAUCGCAUCAACCGAUCCCACGCCUCCGUUUUCCUCGGCGACAGCGUCGCGGUAGCGAAACUCCUCCGCGUCAGGGAAAAGUGCCCGUCGAUUAGACAUAUCUUCCAACUCGACGGCGUUGCACCACCCGGCGUGACGCUGCUCAGCGAAGCCCUCAAGUCAAUACCACCAGAUGCGAUUUACAAGGGACCGAAACCGGACGUCAAAGACCCCGCCAUGAUCUACUUCACCAGCGGAACUACCGGUCCCCCGAAAAUGGUACAGCACAAUCAGGUUUCGUACCCCCUCGCGCAAACCAUCACGGGGAAGUACUUCCACCGUUUGCAACCGGGAGAUGUGAAUUGGGUGUUGACCGAACAAGGCUGGGCAAAAGCCGGCUGGGCUUUUUUCGGCAGCUGGAAUUGCGGCGCCGCGUUAUUCAUCCACGACGAUCGACUCCCCUUCAAUCCUCAGACGACCCUGGAGAUUUUACAUUCGUACCCGAUCACGACGUUUUGUGCCCCGCCGACGGUGUACCGUCAACUCGUGCUAGAUGCGAGUCGGAAGUACUUCAGCGCCCACUUGCCGAAGGCAUUGAAGCAUUGUACGGGAGCGGGGGAGCCGUUAAAUCCCGAGGUAAUUCGGUUGUGGUUGGAGAUGUCGGGCUUGCAGAUUUGUGAUGGCUUCGGACAGACGGAGACGGUACUCGUGUGUGGGAAUUUCGAGGGGAGUGAGAUUCGAGCUGGGUCGAUGGGGAAGCCGAGUCCAGGGGUGCCGUUGUUUGUGAUUGAUGAGAGGGGGAACGAGACGAGGGAUGGGGAGGAAGGGGAUAUUGCGUUGGAGGUGGAUUUGACGGAAAGAGGAGAUUUCUUUGGGGUGUUUGAUGGGUAUCUGGAAGACGGGAGGUUGGAUCGGAAGUUGAGGGAGGGGAAGGAGGAGGGGAUGGCGUGGUAUUGUACUGGGGAUCGGGCGAGGAGGGAUGAGGAUGGGUAUUUGUGGUUUGUGGGCAGGAACGACGAUGUGAUCAAUUCGUCGGGGUAUCGGAUUGGACCGUUUGAGGUGGAGUCUACGUUGAAGCAACACCCCGCAGUGGUGGAGAGUGCGGUGAUCUCCUCACCGGAUGAGAGUAGGGGUGAGGUGGUCAAGGCGUUUGUGGUGCUGACUGCGGAGGCGGAGGGGAAGGAUGAAGAUGCGUUGAGAAAGGAACUGCAGGACUUCUGCAAGGAGCAUGCCGCGCCGUACAAGUAUCCGAGGAAGGUCCAGUUUGUCAAGCCGGAUUUCUUGCCCAAGACGAUUAGUGGGAAGAUUCAGAGGAAGAAGUUGAAGGCGAUGGAGUGGGAGGAGGGAGAGGGUGGGGUGAAGGCGAAGUUGUGA
Molecule: messenger RNA, 1695 nt
Organism: Zymoseptoria tritici IPO323
Lineage: Eukaryota; Fungi; Ascomycota; Dothideomycetes; Mycosphaerellales; Mycosphaerellaceae
Exons: 3
Coding region: 1-1695 (564 amino acids)
Biological process (GO): fatty acid biosynthetic process; acyl-CoA metabolic process
Molecular function (GO): fatty acid ligase activity; fatty-acyl-CoA synthase activity
Source: RefSeq, a predicted model, not a curated record